AUGGACUUUCUAGCAAGUUAUGAAAGGGAGUGUAAUAGUGCCAAGUCUCAAGAUGACGAUGCAGAGGAACACGAACUCUAUGGGUCGGAAGUGGGUGAGGAAGACGGAUCAAUUGUCAAAUCACCUCCUAUUGCGUUACCAAGCCCGAAUGAUCAAAUACUAUCGAGGCUACCUACAUCGAUAGAGCUGCAGAAGCCUUCUACUGUCCCAAAGGACAAGAAGCCUUAUAUUGCCUUAAAAACAAGAAGCCCGUUGUGA
Molecule: messenger RNA, 258 nt
Organism: Sphaeroforma arctica JP610
Lineage: Eukaryota; Ichthyosporea; Ichthyophonida
Exons: 1
Coding region: 1-258 (85 amino acids)
Source: RefSeq, a predicted model, not a curated record